ACAUUUUUAUAGUUUUUGCUAUAUCCAAAUUAGUUGUAUCAUGUAUUUUAAUUAAUAAAUAUUACAGUCAAUAAUAUAAGUAUCAGUAUAAGUUUCAGAAACUGUUGUAUACAUAAAAAACAACAUACUUUCAGAUGUUUUUCCAAAAAAUCUCUGUAGUAUGGCCGGUAUUCAUAGUCAAAUCUUACUUCAAGAUUGUCUUAAGCAAUGUCUUAAGAUGCUAAUACGGCUCUGUGAUUGAUUAAGAUAAUCUUAAAUAUAAGAUCCGACUAUAAAUCGACCGGUCUAGGAUAUCUUUUGAUGAUAUCUUAAACAUGUUUCUUUUAAGACGUCUAAAAUGUCUUUAGAUAUACAUGUUGUCUGUCAGUAAUAUUCUAAAAAUAUCAUAAAUUGUCAGUCAUAAAACGUCAAUAAUGUUUUUCUAAUAAUUUCAUAAUAUGCUUUAUAAAAAGUGUAAAAUGUGUUUAAGAUAUUGGCUGCAUUCAGUAGAAAAAGCAGCUUCGAAACUGUAAUAAAAUUUCUCAACAGGAUUGGUUUUUGUCCUUAGUUCUUGUCGGAUCUAAAUGUAUAAACCAAUCAUAUAAAACAAAACUUUAUAAGCCUUUACAAUGUACAAAGAAUACAAUCUUUUUUUCCCUCUUUUUUUCAAUAUCUAGAUGUAAAUUAUGUUUUUAAUUCAAAAAUAAAGAAAAAUGUAAGGAAUACAUAAUAAUACAAAUAAAGUAAACUAAUUUUAUAUUUAAAUAAUACGCAAUGUACGACUGUACACACAACGUCAUCAAAUAGCAUCAAAUUCAUAUAAAAUUCAGCAAAAUUUUUGUCAAGUAUCUGUCAAGAUAACGUUAUUUCAAUCUCAUAACAAUUGAUUGUUACUUAUGUAUAGACAGAUGUAAACUGCAGCGAUUAUCAAUCAACUCAUUGGAGCGUUCAGUACGCGCGCGCUGCUACAAUGAUUCGAAUUCAAUAUGAGCUGCGAUGGAGUUGUGGCGUUGCGACGCUACGACUUGCGUGGCAUCGUCAGUCUGAAUGUGUCCGUCGUUCCGUACGCAUUGUCGUAUGUCGCUACAAGACCGUUCCAAUUCAAAUUUUAUGUGGCGAAUAAGCAUGUUUCUGUGUUUUUUAAUAUAGAAUUACGAGAGAACGCGUUUAGUGUUGUGUCAAGUGUAAGUGACAGUGUAAAUGAUAAUAAACUGUUGAAAAUUAAAAUAAAAGAUGUCCGAGUCCGUAAAAGUAGCAGUAAGAUGUCGACCUAUGUCUGACAAAGAAUUGCAGCAAGGAUGUAAGAAUGUGGUGACGAUUGAUCCGUCGACAAAAUCCUGCACGUUGGAAAAUGUUACUGGAGUUGGAAAAGUCUACCAAUUCGACGCUGCAUUCAGCCCAUCUGAUACGACAGAAUCAGUCUACGAAAAUGUUGGUUCCGUUAUCGUCGAGGCCGUCUUAGAAGGUUACAAUGGUACUGUAUUUGCUUACGGUCAAACUGGAUGCGGAAAGUCAUUCACAAUGCGAGGAUUUGUUGAACGUACAUUGGAACAUUUAUUCGAGGCGACUUCUACCGCCAGUUCCGAAACAAGAUAUUUAGCGUUGCUGAGCUAUCUUGAGAUUUAUAACGAACGAUUACGAGAUUUGUUACAAGAUAAUACUGGAGAAACCAUGACACUGAAGGAAGACCCGAUUAAAGGUACUUACGUCGCAGGUGGACUGCGUGAAAUCACUGUCAAAGACGCGAGCGAAUGCGCAGCACUAGUUCAACAGGGUGAUCAAAGAAGAGCUGCUGCCGCGACGAAAAUGAACGCUGCUAGUUCGAGAAGUCAUGCUGUUUUAACUCUAUCACUCGAAGCAAUCGCCAUCAAUGACGAUGAUAAACGUGGCAAUGCUAUCAGAAGAGGUCGAUUGCAUUUAGUCGAUCUAGCUGGAUCCGAAAGACAAACUAGAACUGGAGCUACGGGAGACCGUUUGAAAGAAGCUGCUAGUAUUAAUCUGAGCUUGUCGGCAUUGGGAAAUGUCAUUAGUGCGUUAGCUGCAGGAAAUGGAAGACAUGUUCCUUAUAGGGACAGUAAAUUGACAAGACUACUGCGAGAUAGCUUAGGUGGGAAUGCUAGAACUUUGAUGAUUGCCUGUGUGAGUCCAAGCGAUAUCGAUGCUGAAGAAACUCUUAGUACUCUGCGCUAUGCCGCCCGAGCUCGUUGUAUUAAAAAUAAGCCCAUUAUUAAUGAAGACCCCAAAGACGCUCUUCUUAGACAAUAUCAGUUAGAACUUCAACGUUUGAGGAAGUUGCUUAACUCUAACGAUACAUUAAACGUUGGAUUGGACCUCCAAAAAGAUGUCGAAGAAGAAAAAAGGGAUUUGAGACAGCAACAAUAUUCUGACGAGGUGGAAAAGCUACGGAAAGAAUGCGAGAACUCAAAUUUGUCAGCUCAGAAAUUGAAAGAGGAGUUAGAAACUUUGAAAUUUCGUUACGAAUCAGGAUUAAAUAUGACAAAUGAUAGUAAUAAAACUAAAAAUCUUUAUCAAGAACAUCAAGAAAUGAAUGAAUUGGAUAAAGAACGAAUGGAGAGAAGAAGAAAGAAAAGAGAGGCAGCUCUACAAGAUGUUUUAAGAAGAUUGGAAAAACUUACGAUCGGUGGAGAAGAAAUAGGUAAUACGGAACUAAAAAAAAGAAGAGAGAAGAGAAGAAAGAAAUUGGAAGCUCUUGUAGGAGCGCUGGAAGCCAAUGAUGCCAACGGUAGUGUCUUCCAAGUGUACGGUCAACUAAGAUCGACAGAAGAUGCAUUGAAGAAGAUGGCAAAACGAGUAAAACAAUUAGAAGCUGAGGCAGCGGAUCUCCAAGCAUCCUGGGACGCUGAACGUCGCGAACUUCUUCGAAGAGAAUUAUUAACAUCUCAAUUGUGCGACCUCAUGACGCCCUAUCUUCGACCUGGCUGUCCCUUUCGAGAUAUUGCUACAAUGAGAGAAGCAGCGACUUGGUGCGAUGAGUUAGGACGAUGGCGCUUGCCGGACGUAUCUCCUCACAUACCUUUACCACCGGCUGCUCCUACAGCACGGACAGAUAUUCUUUAUCCUGACAGUAUUUUCUCCAAAGCAGAUCACAAUAAUAAUAAUAAUAGUAGCAAUGAUGAAAAUGAAAAUGGUCUAGAUAAUGAUGAUGAAGAAAGUAACGGACAAAAUAUAGAAGAAAAAAAAGGUUGGAAUGUGGUGAAUUCUUAUUUUCGGAGAAGCAGAAGAGUGGAUACCCUUCUAGCACAUGCAAGAGAAGCAAAAACUUUUGAGCCAGGAAAUCGACUGAGCAGAUCAGGAGGCUCGGAAGACUUGGGACCAAUAGCAGGUGGCAACAACUAUUUGCAGCUAAACGCGUUGAAUCUGCAAAGUACCGCACCAAUGAUCAGUGAAUGUAGCUACAGGCCGAAUCAAUCAUCAACGGUACGCAGUGGCUGGGUCUAUGAUGAGCAACCUAACCGGCCUAUACAUAAUUCUUUUAUCAAUACUAUAAAGAAACCUCCACCAAGAAUAUUGGAAGCGUUACCUUCACAUCCGCAUGAUAGUAAACCAUUUAAGUCGCCCGUCCGUCUCAAAGAGAUGGAAUUGAAAGAGUAAGUGAUUCUUACUUAAAAUUUAAAUAAAUUUCAAGCAUAUUAAAAUAAAUGUUUUUAUAUUAGAAAUAUUUU
Messenger RNA from Monomorium pharaonis (pharaoh ant), 3662 nucleotides. RefSeq names its product osmotic avoidance abnormal protein 3. Bases 1213 to 3591 code for a protein of 792 amino acids. Gene Ontology annotation, molecular function: microtubule motor activity; microtubule binding; ATP binding. The record is from RefSeq and is a predicted model, not a curated record. Lineage: Eukaryota; Metazoa; Arthropoda; Insecta; Hymenoptera; Formicidae. Gene Ontology annotation, biological process: microtubule-based movement. The transcript has 8 exons.